This is a messenger RNA of Pezoporus flaviventris, 2385 nucleotides long. RefSeq names its product cyclic nucleotide gated channel subunit alpha 1 (gene CNGA1). Bases 1 to 2172 code for a protein of 723 amino acids. Gene Ontology annotation, molecular function: cGMP binding; intracellularly cAMP-activated cation channel activity; protein-containing complex binding. Lineage: Eukaryota; Metazoa; Chordata; Aves; Psittaciformes; Psittacidae. Gene Ontology annotation, cellular component: intracellular cyclic nucleotide activated cation channel complex; plasma membrane. The transcript has 7 exons. The record is from RefSeq and is a predicted model, not a curated record. Gene Ontology annotation, biological process: monoatomic cation transmembrane transport.
AUGGCUGCGGGGUGCCCCGUCUGCGGGUUCCGCAGCGGCGCAGGCGGUAGCGGCAGCGGCUCCGCCCGCCCGCCCGAGCGCGGGCCGCACCUGGGCGCGCCCCGCUCCCCGCCCCGCGGCCCCCGGCGCGGCGGCCGAAGGUGGGGGUGGCAUCCCCAGCACGUCUGCGGGCGCGUCCAGACGGAACACGGGCACGCAGGUCUCCGGAGUGACUCCGAACAGGCUUUGCUUUGUAUAAAGCCUUGUAAGACAAACUUCACCAUGAGGGUAGGAGUGAUUGAGACCCAUUACUCCCAUUCAAUUGUUCCCAGUGUGGUAGUGCAAGACACCAGUGAGGAUCCUAAACCGACAGACAAAAGGGAAAACAGGCAAUGGUAUCUACCCAGUGCAUUUGCACAGUACAAUAUUAACAACAAUAGUAAUAAAGGCGACAAGUCAGAAAGAAAAAAGGAUGGAGAAACAAAAAAGAACAAGGACAAAAAGGAGAAAAACAAAAAUAAAGAUAAGUCCAAGAACAAAGAAAAUAAAGAAGAGGAGAAGAAAGAGAUUUUCAUUAUUGAUCCAGCAGGAAAUAUGUAUUACAAUUGGUUGUUUUGCAUCACAAUGCCUGUCAUGUACAACUGGACCAUGAUUAUUGCUAGAGCCUGUUUUGAUGAGCUUCAGCAUGACUACUUAGUGGUAUGGUUUAUUAUUGACUAUGUUUCUGAUGUCAUCUAUAUUGCUGACAUGUUUGUACGGACAAGAACAGGUUACCUGGAGCAAGGUCUUCUGGUGAAAGAAGAACAAAAGCUUCGAGAGAAAUAUAAGGCAUCUUUUCAAUUCAAAUUAGAUUUUCUGUCAAUCAUACCAACUGAUCUCUUAUACUUUAAGUUAGGACUGAAUUACCCAGAAUUGAGAAUAAACAGGCUACUCAGAGUAGCUCGGAUGUUUGAAUUCUUCCAGCGAACAGAAACAAGGACAAACUACCCAAAUAUCUUCAGGAUCUCUAACCUUGUCAUGUACAUUGUGAUUAUUAUUCACUGGAAUGCCUGUGUGUACUACUCAAUCUCAAAAGCCAUUGGAUUUGGGGCUGACACAUGGGUCUACCCCAACACCUCUGACCCUGAAUUUGCCCGUCUCAUUAGAAAGUAUGUCUACAGUCUCUACUGGUCAACACUGACCCUGACUACUAUCGGUGAAACACCCCCUCCUGUAAGAGAUUCUGAGUAUUUCUUUGUGGUCGUCGACUUCUUGGUUGGAGUAUUGAUUUUUGCUACAAUUGUUGGUAACGUGGGCUCCAUGAUCUCCAACAUGAAUGCUGCUAGAGCAGAGUUUCAAGCAAGGAUUGAUGCUAUCAAGCAGUAUAUGCACUUUCGGAAUGUGAGUAAAGACAUGGAAAAAAGAGUUAUAAAGUGGUUUGACUACCUGUGGACAAACAAGAAGGCUGUGGAUGAAAGGGAAGUCUUGAAGUAUCUGCCAGAUAAAUUAAGAGCAGAGAUUGCAAUCAAUGUUCACCUGGAAACACUGAAAAAAGUUCGUAUUUUUGCAGACUGUGAAGCUGGUCUGUUGGUUGAACUGGUUUUGAAACUCCAGCCACAGGUAUACAGUCCUGGAGAUUACAUUUGCAGAAAAGGAGAUAUUGGACGAGAGAUGUACAUUAUCAAAGAAGGCAAGCUGGCAGUAGUUGCUGAUGAUGGAAUUACACAAUUUGUGGUCCUAAGUGAUGGCAGCUAUUUUGGAGAAAUCAGCAUUCUUAAUAUCAAAGGUAGCAAAGCUGGCAAUCGAAGAACAGCCAAUAUUAAAAGUAUCGGAUACUCUGACUUGUUUUGUCUGUCUAAAGACGACCUCAUGGAGGCUUUAACAGAGUACCCAGAUGCGAAGGCUAUGCUGGAAGAAAAAGGAAAGCAAAUCCUAAUGAAAGAUGGGUUGCUGGACAUUGAAGUUGCAAACUUAGGAAGUGAUCCUAAAGAUCUGGAAGAGAAAGUCACCUACAUGGAAGGAGCAAUGGACAGGUUACAAACAAAGUUUGCCAGGUUGUUGGCUGAGUAUGACGCUGCACAACAGAAACUGAAAAAAAGACUUACACAAAUCGAGAAAAUAUUGAAGCCAGUUAUAGAGCAAGAAUUUGCAGACUUGGAUCUGCAAGAAGCAGAUGCAUCCACAGAGAAGCCUGGAUUGUCAAAAGCAGAAUAAACCACUGAAAGUUGCCAAUAAGACUUAGGGUCAAGUCCUGCAUGGGGCUGAAUACGUUCAUUUCUAAUCUUUAUAGGAUCUGACUGUUAAUUAGGAAAAAUAUUUUUUGAGGUAAUGUCACUAAUUUCCUACAAACAGCACUUAUUUGGCAGGUUUUGAGAAGAAAAUGAAGAAUUGAGAACAAGAAUGUAAGGUAACACUUUGGUCUUGCAG